CUAACCCAAGCAUGAGCACGAAAGCCGAGCUCGUGGGGCGGUGACAUCGCUACAAGGCAGCGACCGACGACUUCCAAGGAUACGCUCGCCGUCACGACAAAAGAUGCGGCGUUUCCUUCCAACUUUGAGCGCGCGCUGGUGGCUGAGUCCGUAUCUGCCCGGCCAAAUCCUCCUCACGAGCGCGUGCUUCUACGGUCGUCACACUGGCGACCUGCUGCUCUUCGACGCCGGUCACGACCGGCUUGCACUACACGUGUACAAUGCUCUUCGCGCCGGUGGCUACAUGGUGCCCAUGGAAGGGCUUGACCGGGCGCUUGAUUUUGUGGCCAAGUGCAAGUGCUUGUGGCCGACGGGUAUCCCAACAGCAGCACAUGGGUCGUUCGUCACGUCCUACGAUCUCUCGUGCGGCUCCGCCAUCCGCGACGUGGCCACUGCAGCCAUGAAGACGUUGCCCGACCAUGUGUCCGAGGCGGUUGCAGCCUUCCAUGCCCACCACGAGAAGCGCGAUCGGCGCAGCAACCUUCAAAAGGCGCAAGGAAAACCCACGACGUCGACGCGCAAGCGUACGGCCAUGGCGCUCACUGAGCUCAGUUGCGCGUGGCAGUACAUGAUUGGCGCUGAGCCGCUGCCUUGGCGCAAAGGUUCGAGCCUACCCGACAUGGUGACGCUCCGACGUGUGGUCGACGACGAGUGGCACCGGUUUCUCCAUCUCGACUUGAUCGCGGUGGAUCGCAUCUUGAUCGACGCGACAGAUCCGCUCGAGGUCUAUCAGCAAGGCGCGCGGCUCCUUUUGGGGUGGUCCGAUUUCCGCGUCGAAAAUGCCGUACUCGAUGCCGUUGUGAAGGUCCUUGUCGCGGCCGAGACCAAGGGUCGCGACGCUGUUCUCAUGCCCAAAGCGCCAUAGAAGAGUAUAUAACCAUAGACUUCAAACGUAUACUUUGGCGGUGC
Messenger RNA from Saprolegnia diclina VS20, 948 nucleotides. RefSeq lists its product as hypothetical. Lineage: Eukaryota; Oomycota; Saprolegniomycetes; Saprolegniales; Saprolegniaceae. The coding region runs from base 104 to 904 and encodes 266 amino acids. The record is from RefSeq and is a predicted model, not a curated record. The transcript is spliced from 2 exons.